UGCAGAGAGGAGGAGUGAUCUAAGUCUAUUUAAAGAGGGUCACCCAGUCAUCCAGUCAGGAGAAAUAGCAGAAGGUCCUCGGCGUUGACUAACCGCCUCUAAAUGGUUUUAUCUGCCUGUGGCUGCUUAUUGUCCAUUAUUAGUCCAGACUGAGACUGAGGCCGCUUCACUGCUGAGACUGACUGAGACUGAGACAACCAUCCGUCCACCAUCACUCCACCAGCUCCUCUCUCUCUCUCUCUCUCUCUCUCUCUCUAAGGGCUAUUCUCCUCCUUUUUCCUUCAUUCUUUAUUAUCAGAGGAUACGUGAGAGAUGGGUAAAGAUUACUAUAAAACGUUGGGCAUCUCUAAAGGAGCCACAGAGGAGGAUAUAAAGAAAGCUUACAGAAAACAAGCGCUGAAAUGGCACCCGGACAAAAACAAGUCUGCAGCCGCCGAGGAGAAAUUUAAGGAGAUCGCUGAGGCGUAUGAAGUCCUCAGUGAUCCCAAGAAAAGAGAAGUUUAUGAUCAGUAUGGAGAAGAAGGUCUCAAGGGAGGAAGUGGGCCAACUGGAGAUGGACCAGGCAACACCUUCACCUACACCUUCCACGGGGACCCUCACGCCACCUUCGCCACUUUCUUCGGGGGUUCGAACCCCUUCGAGAUGUUCUUCGGGCGUAAGGCCAAUGGCCGAGACGACGACGACAUGGAGGUGGACGGAAACGACCCCUUCGGCUCCUUCACCAACUUCAACAUGAACGGAUUCCCUCGGGACGGGCACGUUGGCCCCGGAGGGCAGGGGCGCCGGAAGCAGGACCCGGCCAUCAUCCACGAACUGAGGGUCACCCUGGAGGAGGUCUUCCACGGCUGCACCAAGAGGAUGAAAAUCUCUCGCAAGAGGCUAAAUCCAGACGGCAGGACCAUGCGCAACGAGGAUAAGAUUCUCACUAUCGAGAUCAAGCGGGGCUGGAAAGAGGGAACCAAGAUCACGUUCCCGCGGGAGGGGGACGAGUCGUCCAAUACCAUCCCUGCUGACAUUGUUUUCGUCAUCAAGGACAAGCCACACCCUCACUUUAGGCGGGAGGGCUCGAACAUUGUGUAUCCUGUGCGCGUGAGCUUACGACAGUCGUUGUGCGGAUGCUCGGUUACCGUGUCAACGAUAGACGGGAAGACGUGCAACAUGAAGAUCACGGAUGUCAUCAAGCCUGGCAUGAGAAAGACUGUCGCCAGCCAGGGUCUCCCCUUACCCAAAAACCCCGAGCAGAGAGGAGACCUGGUGGUGGAGUUUGAUGUUAACUUUCCCGAGGCGUUGCCUGGCAACGCCAAGGACGUCCUGAAGCGGCAUUUACCUGCUUAGGACGCAGGACACGGACUGAAUGAGGGGAAAUGACAGCAUUGCCCUUGUUACCAAACACCCACACACAAACACACAAGGGCAAUUCUGACAGUUCACAGAUGGACCCUACAACGAAUGUGCAAUUUCUAUUUUUGAGCUGGUGUUUUUAUAAAUACCAUGCAUGCUGCCAAGAUGAUAUAAGCGCAAGUGAGAGACUGUCUGGGUUGUUGAUAUCUGGAAGAAACACAUUUUGUGUAUGUGGGUCUUGGCCACAAUCACUUUAACUUUUUGUUUGUUGGAAAUAUUUGGUAGUAAGUGAGUCUACAGUUGCCAAAAAAAUCAUCCCAGUGAUCCUGGGAAACAUUGCAGUGCCAAACAGUACAUUUUCUUGCUCUCAUUUAGAUCUGACGGGCUUCACUACUGACAUUUUCUUCAGUGUUUAUUUUGUCAUGUAGAGAUACAUGCCUCAAUGUGGAGGCUGUCUUAAAAUCUGUGUACAAGUUAUUCAAGAGGAAAGUGAAGUUGAAUGAACUGGAUGGGCAUGUGUGCAUUUUAGAAACUUAUAUGUGAAGAUAUUGAACUUGAAUUUUAAAAUAAAUAUUUCCACAUGAAGUGAUCUUGAGCUGUUUCAGUGAGGGAGGGGAGGCAUGCGAUGAAUCCUCCUCCACGAAAUAAACCGUAAAACCGUUGAUGCUGCUAAGGCCUAUUUAUAGUCAGUGAACAGUCUGCAUAGCAAUAGUGCACUAAUCGAGCACCAGGAAAUGGUUCUUCAGACGUAUAUUUUAGUAGUCAAAUGUGAAUAUUUUGUUGUUGUAACACUUUUCUGAUGUGCAAUUAAAAAUACGUUGACUGAA
Sebastes umbrosus (honeycomb rockfish) is the source of this 2168-nucleotide messenger RNA. RefSeq names its product DnaJ heat shock protein family (Hsp40) member B4 (gene dnajb4). The transcript has 3 exons. Gene Ontology annotation, molecular function: protein-folding chaperone binding. The coding region runs from base 313 to 1335 and encodes 340 amino acids. Lineage: Eukaryota; Metazoa; Chordata; Actinopteri; Perciformes; Sebastidae. The record is from RefSeq and is a predicted model, not a curated record. Gene Ontology annotation, cellular component: cytosol.